This is a messenger RNA of Rotaria socialis, 624 nucleotides long. NCBI's taxonomy places the organism in Eukaryota, Metazoa, Rotifera, Eurotatoria, Philodinida, Philodinidae. The record is from the annotation of a GenBank genome assembly.
AUGUGUUACGAAGUCUUUGAUAAAAUUUAUCGAAUUAUUAUCGAUUUCAAUGAAUCUCAUGAUGCUUUUGUGAAACAUAUUGAAAAUGAAUUAUCAAAAAUAAAAGGAAAACAAUUGAUAUUAAUUAGUCUUGUUGAUGAAUGGGGAAAAGAAAAUAUUCUAAAUGAUGCUUUUUUUGAGCAUAUCAUCAAAUAUAAUAGUCCGUGUUUAUCUUAUGUUACAUUCGAUUUUCAUGAAUAUUGCAAGGGUCUUCAGUUCGGAAAUGUAAUGACACUUUUACAACAUCUUGAUGAAAAACAUUUCUUACGAGAAAUGCGAUUUUGCUGGAUCAAUACAGAGACGAAUGCGUUACUAAGUGAACAAAUUAGUUUAUUUCGCAUUAAUUGUGUUGAUUGUCUUGAUCGAACGAAUGUUGUUCAAGCAGCCAUCGCCAAGACUAUUUUAGAGAUUAUGUUAAAAAAACUUGGUCUAUUAGAUUUUGAUGAAAGUGGUCUUCGUGAUUAUCCAAGAACAAUUUUUCAAACAAUGUGGGCAGACAAUGGUGAUGCUAUCAGUAGACAAUAUGCAGGAACUGAUGCUAUGAAGGUAAGAAAACAAAGUGAAAAAUACAAUAUUCGAAAUUAG